GGCGUGGUCAGGCACACCUGUAGUCAGCCCCUAAGUAGGCGAGUGUUAAAAGGCUUUGGAUGAGCCUCCAAUGUGGAGUCAAAGUUGAGGGUCAUGGCCUGGGUCUGUUCUUCAGGUAUCAGGUUUCCUCAGGCCCAUACAGGUCCACUAGAGAGGAUGAGCUCCUGGGCUCCAGAUGCAUGGUUUUAAAGACCAGCUCUGUUGAGUGAGAUAAUGAUGGGAUUCUCUCUUUUGGUGCCUUCUGCGACAGCCCACUGUCUGUGUAGUAGCUAUGUACACCUUUCUCCAUACUGUGAGUCACUGUGUUUCUUAUGGUAACCCCUGCACAGUCCUUGCUAUACUAUACUGUAGAGGAGUGGCGACAGAUGGAAUAGUCUGUACAUGGAAUAGUCUGUAUUGCAGAUGCAAUAUUUAAUCAGAGUUUCUAGUAGAGGGCUGGCUGGGGAACUGACAGGUCCAGGUGGUUGCCUAAACCCACCACCCAGUGGCCUCCAACACUCUCGUCUGGGCAUUUUCUCUCCUCUGCUAAUUGCAAAGCCUUUGAGUGCAGGAUGGCAAUAUGUGUUGUCCCUUGCCCCCUAUCCCUGCCCUGUUGUAACCCACUGUUCCCUUUGUUCCAGUGCCAGGACUACCGUGGUGGCUGGCUCACAGGUGCCCUGUGCGAGGACUUGUGUGUGGCUGGGGAGCUGCUGUACCAACGCUGCCUGUAUUAUGAGCGUGGCAAGAAGGUGCUGCAGGCCCAGUGGAGAGGCCGGACUGUGGUCCUCAAAUCCAAGAGGGAGGCUUUCUCCAGCUUUCCAACCCUAACUCUGCUGGAGGAGGAAGUGGGGCCAGGUGCCCCAGGCAUCCCCGAGGCUGAGCUGCUCCUGAUGGUGGCUGGGGAGGUCAAGAACACGCUAGGCUUGGAGCUGCCCAACAACAGCAUAGGGCCCCUGUGGCCUUCCAGGCAGGGUCCUGGCUGGCGGCAACAGCUGGCCAGUGCAUGGUCACUGCUCCAGCAAGAGGAAUAUGUGUACUUCAGCCUGCUGCCAGAUCUGAGCCGCCACAUCCUGCCCGUGCUGGGAUCCUGUGGCCACUUUUACGCAGUAGAGUACUUGGCAGCCGGUAGCCCUCACCACAGGGCUCUCUUCCCGCUGGAUGAUGUUGACCAGGCACAGGCUAUCAGCCACAUAGCUCUCAGCUUCCUGGACAUGGUGAGCCAUUUCGAAAGUGACUUCUCCCACCGCCUCCACCUCUGUGAUGUCAAGCCUGAGAACUUUGCCAUCAAGAGGGACUUCACGGUGGUAGCUAUUGACGUAGACAUGGCAUUUUUUGAGCCUAAGAUGAGGGAAAUCCUUGAGCAAAACUGCACGGAAGAUGAAGAUUGCAACUUCUUUGACUGUUUUUCCAAGUGUGAUUUUCGAGUGAAAAAGUGUGGAGCCCAGCGCGUCAACAGCAACUUGCAGGUCAUCUGUGAUAAAAUAUUUCGACACUGGUUCUCUUCAACUCACAGGAGCCCUGCCAUCUCCCCACAGCUGCGGCUGCAGUUACAGCAGGCUGUUCAGGAGUGUGCUCACCAUGGGGGUCCCUCAGGAAACUCCAGGACUGCCUCCUCCAGUGUGUUCUGGAAGCUUCGGUGGCUCCUGCAGGCCACUCUGAGAGAGCUGCAGGAGGUGGAGAAGUAGCUGCUUUCUUGCCUUAGUCAUCAAGAAUGGAUAGAGGAAGUGACCUUUGAGUGAUUUCUUCUGUAGUUGCCAUGCAAAUGCGCUGUCUGCACCGUUGACAUGGCCUUUUGAAGUGUGCAAUUAACUUCCCCUUCUGUGGCUGUGAUGUGGAUUACCCUUGCUCCUGCCCAGCUUGGUUUGAUCUUAUUUGGUGCUGACUUCUGUCCUGUCACUCCCUCAGAAGUGAGCAAAGGGAGAAGAUUCGGAGUAUUUGACCUAUGGAGUUGCCAGUGUGCAAUCCUCUGAGGAGUGGAAGCAUACCUUGCCAUUAGUGACAAAAGGCUCACGUUAGCCAUUAGCAAGCUGAAGUGUGAGCAUACAGAUGAGUGUGUUUGCAAAAAAGUGUGCACAUACAUGUGCACCCAUGAGUGUGUGAACUUGUUUGUAUAUAUGAAUGUGUACUGUGUAUAUAUGAGUACGUUGAUUUGUGUAAAUACACAUGGGUUGUGCACAGUCUCACAACUAUGAGUAUUCCUUCGUGUGUGUGUGUGUGUGUGUGUGUGUGUGUGUGUGUGUGUGCACAUGAAUGAGUCAGUCUGCCUGUGAAUCUGUACUCAUGGAUGAAUCAAUGUGGUAUAUGCAUACACAGAGGUGUAUACAUAUGGAGGUGAAUAGUGUGUUGGCCUGUGGAGCCUGUGUGAAGGGGUAGCUUUCUAAAUGUGUCCUCCAGGAAUCUUGCUGGCAGAGAAGCAUCACUUUUCUCCUGUAAUUAAAUGCAAUAAUAUGUUUUGUC
Cricetulus griseus (Chinese hamster) is the source of this 2436-nucleotide messenger RNA. The record is from RefSeq and is a predicted model, not a curated record. Lineage: Eukaryota; Metazoa; Chordata; Mammalia; Rodentia; Cricetidae.